AUGUUUCUCCACGUUUGUCGGACAUCUCUACUUAGUUUUGCCGUUGUCUUCUUGCUUCUGCUUUCGGCUUCAAAUACCGAUGCCGCCGGAGAUCAGGAGAGAGUUGUAGCACGGAAUGGUGUCGUAGCGACUGAUGAAACGGAAUGCUCUAUAAUUGGAAGGGACGUACUUAAACGAGGAGGUCACGCUGUCGAUGCAGCGGUAGCUGCUGCGCUUUGCUUGGGAGUUGUUAGCCCGUUUUACAGCGGUCUUGGCGGCGGAGGAUUUAUGCUCGUCAGAUCAUCGACCGGCGAUUCGAAAGUGUUUGACAUGAGAGAAAUGGCACCUGGCCGAGCCUCCAAGGUACAUUUUUUUAUCAAUAGCUUCAUUGCUAAAGGUUACAUUGGGUGA
This is a messenger RNA of Erythranthe guttata (spotted monkey flower), 390 nucleotides long. The record is from RefSeq and is a predicted model, not a curated record. NCBI's taxonomy places the organism in Eukaryota, Viridiplantae, Streptophyta, Magnoliopsida, Lamiales, Phrymaceae.